UUGUGUACCCUUUUAUUUAUUUGAAAAAUUGUUCAUGUUCUCUAUAAAAAUAUUCAGACAGGUCAAAUCCCUCUUUAGUAUCCAAGUUCAUCCAACUCCCACAAAGAACUGACAGUCACCUUUUGGGCCAGUUUCCUCUUACACCGACAUGGCUUCAUUGCCAAAUUGCUCUUUAUAAAGAUUUUAUCCAUUACAACCUGAAUUUAAGAUUUUUAAAAUGCCUCUUUGGAUUUUGUUACUUUUCUGCUUGUCCUAACUAGUUGCUUGCACUUUACAAAAAUCUCCAUCUAUCCCCUAAGAAAUGGCCUCCGUCUGCUCUGGAUCCCUUGAUGGAGUUGCAUAUUCUCUGCGCAAGGGGAAGGGGAUUGUGAAGAUGACUGUGCCGGCGACGCUUGCUUUCUGCUACCUGUCGCUGCUGUGGCAAAGAGAGACAGUCACUCUUUCCGACCUCCUGAGAUUUGUUGAAGAGGGCCAUAUCCCGUACGUAAAUGCUUUCCAGCACUUUCCGGAAGAGAUGAAAUUGUAUGGGCGUGACAAAGGCAUCUUUGCCAUAGAGUCUUGGCCUAACUAUGAGGAUAUCCAUAAAAAAAUGAUUGAAGUUGCCACAUUCUUAGACCUGCCUCGUUUCCCAGACGUAACAGAAGACUGCUACCUGCAUCCCAGCGUCUUGUGCAUGAAGUACCUGAUGGAAGCCAACCUCCCUGAUGAGAUGUACGACUUCACCUGCCAGGUGGUAAAAGUGGCUGGGAUAGGAGAAGUGGAUUUUCUGACAUUCGAUCCCAUAGUUAAAAAGGAAAGAACUGUUAAAUAUGACGUACAAGCUGUAGCUGUCAUUGUGAUAGUAUUGAAGCUGCUCUUUUUAUUGGAUGACAGUUUAGAAUGGUCUUUGUCUGCUAUUGCUGAGACAUACAAUGAAGAGAACAAAGAAGAGAAGCCAUGGUUUGAUUUCAGAAAAUGGUACCAGGUUAUGAAGAAAUCUUUUGAUGAGAAAAAACAGAAAUGGGAGGAAGCCAGGGCAAAGUACGUGUGGAAAAGCGAAAAGCCACUCUACCACUCCUCCAUCGACAAGUCAGUGGUGUAUAAAAGAAGAGAAAUGGUGGUGAAUCUACAGAAACAGUUUAGCUCACUGGUGGAUUCAACACCAGCUCCUGCCAAAAAAAGCCCUUCGAGUUUUCAGUUCAACUGGGCUGAAGAAGACGCAGGUAGAAUGUGUUUCCAUGGACACAGCCUCCAGGGGAUCCUGCAGAAGAAAGGCCAGUCGCUGACCACCUUGAACUCACUAUACUGGCUUAGUACACAGAAGUUCUGUAAAAGCUAUUGCAAACAUGUGACCACCUAUGAGGAGUCCAACUUCUCCCUGACUUACCAGUUUAUACUCAACCUCUUCUCCUUCCUGCUAAGAACAGAGACCUGCUUCCUCCACGAAGAAGUGAGCUUAAUCGAAAAGAGACUUUUUAAAACAAAAUACAGUAUAGCGAAAAAGAAAUCUUCAAGGUCCAGGAAAGUGAGACAAUGAGAAAAACAAGCUCGGGGCCUUCUUGGGAAAGUAUUUUAAUAGUGACAGUAACGUCGUAUUGUAAUAUAACAUUCCAGAGAAUUGUGGAAAAGAAUUUUUUGCACAUGUAUCUGUUCAUAGACAGACAUGCGUACAUAUGUUACAUAUCUGUAUCGAUUGUGCUUAGAGAAUGUAUAUUGGAAAACAAGUGAGCUUUGAAUUUUUUUAAUUAUAAAUAUUCUUUGAGAAAAUUAAAACAAUGUUACAUAAAUGGUA
Molecule: messenger RNA, 1771 nt
Organism: Miniopterus natalensis
Lineage: Eukaryota; Metazoa; Chordata; Mammalia; Chiroptera; Miniopteridae
Source: RefSeq, a predicted model, not a curated record